This is a messenger RNA of Pyricularia grisea, 1943 nucleotides long. RefSeq lists its product as uncharacterized. The record is from RefSeq and is a predicted model, not a curated record. NCBI's taxonomy places the organism in Eukaryota, Fungi, Ascomycota, Sordariomycetes, Magnaporthales, Pyriculariaceae. Bases 68 to 1792 code for a protein of 574 amino acids. The transcript is spliced from 7 exons. Gene Ontology annotation, biological process: transmembrane transport. Gene Ontology annotation, molecular function: transmembrane transporter activity.
AUUUUGCUACAAAGGAAAAAAAAAAAAAAAAAAAAAAAAAGAGAGAGAGAGAGAGAAGAAAAAGAAAAUGCAGCAGCCUGUGACUUCUGACCAGCAAAUUCCAACUGCAUCCAAAGAUAUCAACAACGUCGAAAAAGAAGCUGCUCAAGAUAGUAGAGUCACCCCGACAAGCAAUACAAAUACACCAGAUGCACUACCAGAAAAGGUCUUUCAUACGGGAUGGAGGCUUCACGCCUUGACUGCAGGAAUGUGCAUUGGUCUGUUGCUUUCGUCCCUCGAGACAACCAUCGUGAGCACAUCGUUGGUCUCCAUCGUGGACCAGCUCCAGGGUUUCGACAGCGCCAGCUGGAUUGUCACCGCGUAUCUCGCCACCAAUACUGGCUUCCUCAUCAUCUACUCCAAGCUGAGCGAUAUCUUGGGUUGUAAGAUGAUGCUGCUCACCGCGCUCGUCAUCUUUACGAUAUUCUCAAUCGCCUGCGGGGCUUCCAAUUCCAUGACAUCUUUAAUCAUCUUUCGAGCUCUCCAGGGUAUGGGAGGCUCGGGUAUAUACUCACUAUCCACAUUGAUGGUGCCUCUGAUGGUCCCGCCCGCCAAAUUCGCAACAUACAUCACCAUUGUCACGUCCAUCUUUGCCAUCUCUAGUGUCCUCGGCCCAGUUGUCGGAGGGGCCAUCGCGGACAACACCUCCUGGCGAUGGGUCUUCUAUAUCAACGGUCCCGGAGGAGCACUCUCUGCAUUGUUGGUGGCGUUCUCGGUGCCCUUUGGCUUCCCGUACGGAAAUUCCAGAGUGUUUCUUGACAAUCUGCGCUCGAAGCGGACCUGGAGGCGCAUCGACUUUGCCGGCGCCUUUGCUUCCUUGGCUGCAUCCAUCCUCCUGAUAUUUGCCCUCCAGCAAGGCGGAGUCAUGUACCCCUGGAACAGUGCCCCCAUAGUGUCUACCUUUGUUCUAUCAGGAGCUCUUUGGGUUUUCUUGUUGGGAUGGGAGCGGUGGCUAUCAGCUAGAAACGGCGUCUGUGAACCGGUCUUCCCUCAGCGGCUCCUUACCAACAGAUUCGUCUUGGGCUUACUCUUAAAUGGAUUCCUCACAGGUGCACCUUUUAUGACGACCAUCGUCAACAUCCCACAGCGAUUCCAGACCGUCAACUCAUUCUCCGCCAUCGACGCCGGCAUCCGCAUGCUGCCCCUCCUGCUGCUCACCCCCGUCGCGAGUGCGCUCUCCGGUCUCAUGGUCGCGAAGCUGAAGGUCCCGCCUCUGUUCGUCUUGCUCCUCGGAGCCGCGCUCCAGUGCCUCGGGUUGGGUCUGUUCAGCUCUAUAGAUGAUUCCAGCCUGCAAGUCCCCCCUGCGCAGUUCGGCUACCAGGUCCUGAUGGGCCUUGGGUUCGGCUUCAGUCUCUCGACGAUUCUCAUGAUGGCGACCAUUGUGGUUGCGGAGAAGGAUCUUGCCGUAACCAUGGGCGCUGCAACACAACUCCGUGUACUCGGCGGAACGAUAGGUCUCGCCGUCGCGGCCGCGCUCCUGCUCGACCACAUCAGAUCCGAAGCCGCCAGGUUCCUGACGCCGACUGAGCUGUCGAGCGUGCUUGCUUCGUCGGGCAACAUCAAGUCGCUGUCGGCCGAGAAGCAGCUCGAGACGAGGAUGGUUUUCGCCGCGGCUUAUUCGCGUCAGAUGAGGGCCAUGCUGUACUUUUCCGUCGGUGCCUUGCUGUCGGUGCUGCUGCUUGUCGAGAAGAAGCCGAGGCGAGUGGUCGACAAGACGGCCGGCCAGAACCAGGAGGCGUCUCCGUCUAGUUGAUGUGACUUUGUGGCACAGGCCGAUGUCGUCUUGAUGGUAUUUUGGGUUUACAAAGAGAGACCGCUUAGUAGUUAAUACUCACAUAUAUAACCACCCAGUGUAAUACGGACGGAGAGGUCCAAGUACGUACUUGACUACUCACUUUUCCUGG